GAUUCUGUAAAUACAUGCUGAGAUUUGGAUUUUCGAUCUUGCUGAGUGUUUGCAGUCAGAAGGAUUCGGAGAAGCUGCGAGUGCGAACACAGUCUUCAAGUGGUGACGAUGAUUCGCUCAGUUUUGUUGCUUGUUCUUCUUGUUCUGCCCUAUUUGUUCAUCUUCUCUGUAGAAGCGAAAACCGUAGACCCCUAUAAGGUUCUUGGGGUUGAGAGGAGUGCUAAUCAACGUGACAUUCAGAAAGCUUUUCACAAGCUUUCUCUAAAGUAUCAUCCUGACAAAAACAAAAACAAGGGUGCACAGGAGAAGUUUGCUGAGAUAAACAAUGCAUAUGAAAUUCUCUCGGAUGAGGAUAAGAGGAAGAACUAUGAUUUGUAUGGCGACGCACAAGGUAAUAGUGGAUUUGACGAGCGAAAGUUUGGAAACCAUCAAGGCUCCACUUAUUUCACUAGUGGCGGCCCUGGUGGCGAGUACUUCACCUCGGGCCCUGGCGGAUGGCAGACAACAAGUGGUCAGGGUAAUGCGAGAUCAUUCUCCUUCUCUUUUGGUGGUGAUUCUAGUGCUGGUGGCAGUCCGUUCGGCUUCGAUAUGGGUGAUAUUUUUUCAAACUUCUUUCGAACAAGUGGCAACCAAAAUGGAAAUUAUCAUAGUGGUUUCAGUAGCUCAAACGCGAGAUCAAACUCGGAAUCCUCUUCUGUAAACAUGCAAGACAUCGAUUUGACAUGGUUCAAUAAGAAAAUUAGAGAUCAAGGCAUGACUUGGUUCUUAUUGUUCUACACACCUUCCUCAAAGGGCUAUAAUACACUUGAAUCUGUAAUUUCGAAUGUUGCAAAUUCCUUACAUGGAGCACUAAAGGCUGGUAAGAUAAACUGCCAAACUGAGCAGACCCUUUGUAGGGAACUUGGUGUGUCGUCUGCCCGAUCAGAUCGGCUUUUCAUUUAUGGAUAUGGAAGCAAUGGCAAGGCUUAUUUGUUAGAAUACAACGGAGAGUUUGAUGCCAGAAGUUUGAAAAGUUUCUGCCAGGAUCACCUGCCAAGGAUUUCAAAAAGGGUAGAUCUUAGCCGUUUCGAGUUUACAGGUAACAAUGAGAACCUUCCACAGGUGCUGCUACUGACUACGAAGAAAGAGACGCCUGUCAUGUGGCGUGCGAUUAGUGGGAUGUAUCGUAAGCGUUUUGCAUUCUACGAUGCUGAGGUUCAUGAUCUUUUGCACCCAUUUUUGAACAAGUUUGAAAUUAAAGCUCUUCCAGCCUUGGUCGGUAGGCUGAGUAAUGGAGACGCCUAUGUUUUAAAAGAAGGGAUUGCCGUAAAAGACUUGCAAUCUGGCAUCAAUGAGCUCAAAUCCCUGCUCGAAAGCUUUGAAAAGAAAAAUAUCAUAGUUUCGAGCCAGUCAAAGAAGACCAAAUCCCAAGCGAAGAACACUCCUCUCCUCACAGCUUCGAAUAUGGACACUUUAUGCGGCGACGCCACCCCCGUCUGUAUUAUCGGCAUCUUCCGGUCUCAAAAAGCAAAGGAGAAAUUGGAUAAUAUUCUGUCAACUUUGUCUCGGAAGACACUUGUGAGGAAACAGAACCAAGGCAUGGGCCAUGGGGAUUUCAUUUCUUACUCGCUUCUGGAUGCCAAAAAGCAGGCACAAAUAUUGAGCUCCUUUGACAGAUCAGGAUUCAAGUCCUUGGAUGCGUUUAUACUGUCUUACAAACCCAGGAAAGGAAAAUUUGCAGCAUAUGCUGGUGAAUUGACGAUGGAAGAAGCUGAGAAAUUUGUCAGUUCUGUUCUUAAUGGGGAUGUUGUUUUCUCUAUGGUUCAUCAAAAUCCUACUUUCAGAUAAAGUGGCUUUAAUGUAUAAAUGCUGUUUAUUUUCUUUUUAGUCUCUUCUCACCGGUCCCAUAUAUGAUAUACGUAGAAAAAUGAUGAGGUUGAUGUAAAGAUAUAUAGAUAUUUUGGGGAUAAUUAAAAGGUAGUUUUAUAGUUGAUUUGAA
Molecule: messenger RNA, 1978 nt
Organism: Phalaenopsis equestris
Lineage: Eukaryota; Viridiplantae; Streptophyta; Magnoliopsida; Asparagales; Orchidaceae
Product: dnaJ protein ERDJ3A
Exons: 7
Coding region: 109-1827 (572 amino acids)
Source: RefSeq, a predicted model, not a curated record